Perognathus longimembris pacificus (Pacific pocket mouse) is the source of this 1150-nucleotide messenger RNA. RefSeq names its product UPF0688 protein C1orf174-like. The record is from RefSeq and is a predicted model, not a curated record. NCBI's taxonomy places the organism in Eukaryota, Metazoa, Chordata, Mammalia, Rodentia, Heteromyidae. The coding region runs from base 77 to 763 and encodes 228 amino acids. The transcript is spliced from 4 exons.
GGGCUCGGGUCCGCGGGGCCGGCGCUCGGCCGGGAAGCGUUGGGGCCGGGGCGGGACGGCGGCGCGGCGCGCACUCAUGAGGAGCAGGAAGCUCACAGGUGGAGUGCGGUCUUCAGCACGCCUGAGAGCCCGGAGUUGCUCUGCCGCCAGCUUGGCCUCUGCCCAGGACGUCGUUGGCUCCAAGUCUGCCAAGACAGCAUGUCUGAUUACCCCGUCGCACAAGGCCCUGGACAGAAGAUCUUCCAAAAAGUUCAAGUACGACAAAGGCCAUCUGGUGAAGGCAGAGUUGCAGAAACCAGUGCCUAAAAGUGACGGUGCUUUGCCUAAAGUGGCCCCCAAGGCCCCUGGAGAGAGCCAGUGUGCGGAAGGCGGCGCGGCGCCCCCCCAGCCGGAAGCUGCGGCUCCCGUCCCCAGCCCAGGCCGAGCAGCGAGUGACACGCACUCCGCAAAGACUGAAGACGGGGCCGGCGCGGCGGCGGAGGAGUCCAGUGGCGGACCAGGCAGGCAGGCCAGGGCCGCAGGCGAGGCGGAGGAGGCGCGGGCACCGCCGCUGCAGAUGGACAACAGCGUGCUUCUGGAUGAAGACAGUAAUCAGCCCAUGCCAGUGAGCCGGUUCUUCGGGAACGUUGAGCUUAUGCAGGACCUGCCACCAGCUUCUUCAUCUUGCCCUUCAAUGAGCAGGCGAGAAUUCAGGAAAAUGCAUUUCAGAGCCAAAGACGACGAGGACGAGGACGAAGUAGAAAUGCAGGGAGCGCAGCAGUGACUUCUCGGCAUACUCUGUGGUUGACAAUUCCAUGACUUAGGAAUUUGUAACAUUUUUAUAAAAUGUAUCUGCAAGACCAUGUGUUCUUGAUGGAACUGGAACAUUGGUGCAUAAAAGUGCAGCGCACACGCAGGGCGCCCGAGGUUUCCCCACGGGGUGAGCGCGGGGCUGGGCGGCCAGGGAAGGCGAGCUUCACUCGAGCUCUGACAGUGUACAAACUUCUGUUAUCAAGAUCUGAUCAUUCUUAAGACCAAGUUAAAGCCGGUUCUUAGAAGACUCUUCUGAAUGUGAAGCUUCUAUUUGCCUUGAAAACUUUUUGCGAGAUAUAUAUGGGGAAGAAAUAAAGUCUAUUUUGAAAAUCCUCUUAAUGAAGAUUUAGACCCCCUA